Solanum dulcamara is the source of this 2160-nucleotide messenger RNA. RefSeq lists its product as uncharacterized. The coding region runs from base 71 to 1906 and encodes 611 amino acids. The record is from RefSeq and is a predicted model, not a curated record. The transcript has 5 exons. Lineage: Eukaryota; Viridiplantae; Streptophyta; Magnoliopsida; Solanales; Solanaceae.
AAUUCAUUCUACUGCAUUUUUUUCAUUUUGAUAUAAUCUCCUCUCUGAGUUGCUGCUUCUUCAUUCGACAAUGAUUAGAUGCUAUUCAGUUGAAUUCCAGGAUGUUAUCCCUCGUCAUGAUAGCAUCCACUGUCAUAGGUGCAGAAAUCAAGUUGCACGCAUCCACGAUUAUAUUCGGUUGUGGCCAAGAGGGCUCUUUAAUAGGGUGUUUAAUGUUGUUGUACCAGACAACGUGAAUUAUCAUCGACAACUAUUAGGAACUACCGUAGCCAAUGCUAACUGUGGCCGAUGUGGGGCGAUGCUUGGGUGGAAAAUUAUUGCAGUCGCCCAACAGAGCAUUCUUAUUAGGGAAGGAAGAUUCCUUAUGAAAUUGAACAAGCUUAGUUUAUGGAAUGAUGUACCGUUGCUUCGUCUAAAUGAGGCACAAGAUUUAGGCGCUAAUGAGGAAAAUGCAGAUCAAGAUGGAGACCCUAAUGAGCAAAAUGUUGACCAAGAUGGAGAUGCUACUGAUCAAGAUGGAGACACUACUGAUCAAGAUGGAGACACGACUGAUCAAGAUGGAGACACUACUGAUCAAGAUGGAGACACGACUGAUCAAGAUGGAGACACUACUGAUCAAGAUGGAAACACAACUGAUCAAGAUGGAGGCGCUAAUGAACAGGUUCCAAAUGAACAAGAUUUAAGUGCUAAUGAGCAAAAUGCUGAUCAAGAUGGAGAUGCUAAUGAACAGGUUCCUAAUGAACAAUAUUUUGGUGCUAAUGAGCAAAAUGCUGAUCAAGAUGGAGAUGCUAAUGAACAGGUUCCUAAUGAACAAGAUUUUGGUGCUAAUGAGCAAAAUGCUGAUCAAGAUGGAGAUGCUAAUGAACAAGAUGUGGGCGCUAAUGAACAAAAUGACUAUCAAGAUGGAGACGCUACUGAUCAAGAUGGAGACACAACUGAUCAAGAUGGAGGCGCUAAUGAACAGGUUCCAAAUGAACAAGAUUUAGGCGCUAAUGAGCAAACUACUGAACAAGAUGGAGAUGAUAAUGAACAGGUUCCUAAUGAACAAGAUUCAGGAACGCUCCUGAUCCAGAUGGAGACAGAACUGAUCAAGAUGAAGACAGAACUGAUCAAGUUGAAGACAGAACUGAUCAAGAUGGAGAUGCUACUGAUCAAGAUGGAGACAACUGAUCAAGAUGGAGAUGCUACUGAUCAAGAUGGAGACACAACUGAUCAAGAUGGAGGUGCUAAUGAACAGGUUCCAAAUGAACAAGAUUUAGGUGCUAAUGAGCAAAAUGCUGAUCAAGAUGGAGAUGCUAAUGAACAGGUUCCUAAUGAACAAUAUUUUGGUGCUAAUGAGCAAAAUGCUGAUCAAGAUGGAGAUGCUAAUGAACAGGUUCCUAAUGAACAAGAUUUUGGUGCUAAUGAGCAAAAUGCUGAUCAGGAUGGAGAUGCUAAUGAACAGGUUCCUAAUGAACAAGAUGUGGGCGCUAAUGAACAAAAUGACUAUCAAGAUGGAGACGCUACUGAUCAAGAUGGAGACACAACUGAUCAAGAUGGAGGCGCUAAUGAACAGGUUCCAAAUGAACAAGAUUUAGGCGCUAAUGAGCAAAAUACUGAACAAGAUGGAGAUGAUAAUGAACAGGUUCCUAAUGAACAAGAUUUAGGAACGCUCCUGAUCCAGAUGGAGACAGAACUGAUCAAGAUGAAGACAGAACUGAUCAAGUUGAAGACAGAACUGAUCAAGAUGGAGAGACAACUAAUCAAGAUGGAGAUGCUACUGAUCAAGAUGGAGACAACUGAUCAAGAUGGAGACGCUACUGAUCAAGAUGGAGACACUAGUGAUCAAGAUGGAGAUGCGAAUGAGCAAAAUGCUGAUCAAGAUGGAGACGCUACUGAUCAAGAUGGAGGCGCUCCAAUGAACUGAAUGAAGAUGUAGACCACCUGGGCGAUGGACCAACUAAUGAAGAAAAUGAAGACAUUGAUAUUCUUCUUAUACAAAAUGCUAUAAUUCAUAAUUGUGUGAUAUUCUGUUUUCCAUUUUUGUUUUGAGAUUGCAGUAUAUAUUAUUACUUCAGGUUGGAAUAAGCCAAUCUAGACUGAACUUUUUACGUCUUUGAGCUCGGAUACUACCGUUCUGUAUAUGCUGCUUAGUUUGUUUUUAAUUUCUUGAUACAAAGU